GUCCACAUAAAAACGGGAUGCAAACAUGUUUGGCAUGUUUAAAUUUUGACAGCAGGAGUGAGCCACUAUAAAAGCCAACUGGCCCAGACGCAUUGAGUUCAUACGCGUCUCAACUUUCGCUUUCUACGCUCCACAGCCCAACACAAUGAACAAGCUCCUGCCUCUCUUCGUCCUGGCUGCCCUGGCCACCGUUGCCAUUGCCUUUCCAGAGAAACCUGAACAGGAAAUAAUCCCCGUUCUGAGAUCAGAGAUCAACAAACGUCCCGAUGGAUCCUACGAUUCCGCUUACGAAACCGGUAAUGGCAUCGUCCACAACGAGGAGGCCACAAUCCAAGACAAGGGCACCGAUGAGGAGGCCCUCGAGGUCAAGGGAUCCUACAAAUACAUCAACGACCUGGGCCAGGAAGUCGAGGUGUUCUACACUGCGGGAAAGAAUGGUUUCGUUCCAUAUGGAUCAAUCAUUAACCCAGAAAUCACAGCUGUGGCCGAGGCUGCCAAGGACUUGCCCAAACUGCCGGAGAAGUCCGAGCUGCACUAAGCCAAGAUCUCUUAGAAAUUAGGUUUCAAGCCAGCGCGUUGUAAAUAGACCAAAUAUAAAAAAGAACUAUCUAA
Molecule: messenger RNA, 612 nt
Organism: Drosophila ananassae
Lineage: Eukaryota; Metazoa; Arthropoda; Insecta; Diptera; Drosophilidae
Gene: Cpr47Ec
Product: cuticle protein CP14.6
Exons: 2
Coding region: 146-538 (130 amino acids)
Cellular component (GO): chitin-based extracellular matrix
Molecular function (GO): structural constituent of chitin-based larval cuticle
Source: RefSeq, a predicted model, not a curated record